GAGCGAGUCCGUCAGACGCGUGGCGAACGUUGAAUUUAACGGUCGGUUUGGCAGUGAAAGUGGAAAGAACGCGGUGUACCGCAUUGGGCCAGCGAAUCGUUUUGUGCGCAAAACAGAAAACAGCAAAAAGAAGAAAAUUGUAUUGCAACAAAAAAAUACAAAUAAAAGUGAAAUAAACAUAAAGGAUACGAAAAAACAAAAAUUCGAGGAUUAUAAAUACAAAGAAAUACAAACUUGUGCAAGCUGUGACACUCCAAUUAACUAAGUCUAUUCCCUAGCUAAACUACAUCUAAGCAUAUACUAAGUUCGAGUUCGGAAUCCUUGGAGUCUUCAACAAUUUCUGCUCACUUCCGGCAUCAGCAGCUGGACCCAAACACACAAACGCUCAUAGCCAUUUAAGAGAGUGCCAACUGAAGGAAAUUACUAAUGCCAAAUGGAUUUCGUCUAAAUAAAACUCCAAAAAAACAAGACCAAUAAUUAAAAGGCGGAAAUCGAAAUGAAUAAACAAUCGAUUGAUUGUCGGCAAAAUGUGCAAAUUCGUGGAGUGCAAAUCAAAAGCAAACUCGAGUGAAAGUGAAAAAUUGAGGCCUCAAGAAAUUAUUAAUUACCGCAGUGCUUGUUAGCGGAAUUCACCCAAGGAGAGCGAGGCAGACAUUUUGUUUAUGAGCCAAUUUGCCAGCCCCACCCAAGCAACAGCAAGCUGAAGCAGCGAGAGACAUCUAUAAUUUGCAUAUUCCCCAGCAUCCCACACUCCCCAGUCGGACCCCAACCUACCCCAUACACACAUACACACACAUAGCAGAACAGACAGCGCGGCGUGUGAAGUUGAAGUGUUUAUUAAAUAGUCUUGCCGCAAAUGUCGGGCGUCUUCUGAGCAAAAGACAGUGCCUGCCCCCAGCUCGCGAAGUACUCCCCAUCAUGCUGGAGUUGCAACUGCGCAAAGAUUUGUCAGCGAACUCGGGCGAUAUCAACAAAAUGAGACAACACCAGGCAUUGGAUACGGGCCACAGACAGCAACGAAGGAGACACGAGCCUGACUACAGAGCCUUCCAAACGAGACUCUGCCUGAUGCUGCUCGCCGUUCUGCUGCUGAGCACGGAGCUCGUGGAGUGCGCGCUGCGCAAUGUCAAUUUAAUCAUUGAACCACCGGCAGUGCGACGGGGCCAGCAUGUGGUGCUGCGCUGCAUGUACGACCUGGAUGGGGCCCCCCUCUAUUCGGCGAAAUUCUAUCGCGGUCAAUUGGAGUUUUACCGCUAUACGCCCGGUGAAUUUCCCAAUACGAAAGUGUUUCCAUUUCCUGGCAUUCACGUCGAUGUAACCAGCUCGAAUGCCACCCAGGUGCUCAUACGCAAUGUUGGAUUCGGGCUCUCUGGAAACUUUUCAUGCGAAGUCACCGCCGAUGCCCCACUUUUUUCGACAGCCACAGCAGUGGACACCAUGCAAGUUGUCGAGCUGCCCGAGAAGCGUCCACUGCUGUCCACGGAGCACACGCGCUACGAGCCCGGCGACGUUCUGCGAGCAAACUGCAGCACUCCGCCCUCACGCCCGCGGGCUGAGCUUACAUUCACAAUCAACAACAUGGUGAUAACCAAUGUGGAGACCCAGUACAUACGAACCAUCGAUAAUCUGAUUGCCUCCCGCAUCUCGGUUAAGCUGCAGCUGCAGGGUGUGCACUUCUCCAGCGUCAAUCCGGCCAUCUACAAUGGCGUUUACGGGCUGAACUCUGUCUAUGGCCAUGGGGGGCCUAUCUACGCACCCAAUCCGAAUCCGGGCGGACUGCUGCUGCGAUGCUCGGCACAAAUCGGCGACCUGUAUCAGGAGUACAAGGAAAUUGAAUUGGGCACUCCGCAAAAGGAUCCGAUACCGGCACGAGUUACACUCUCAUCCGACUCGAGCCUGACGAACUUUUUUAGUUCGUAUUUCUCGACAUCGUCCGCCUCGCCUCGACCCAGCCCCAGCGUCUGCGUGGCGCCCCUCGUAAUGGGCGCCCUGGCAGCCCUGAUUAUUAGCUCCCUGAUGGGCCAUGGGCUAAUUGUGGCUGCAGACACCCGCGAAGAAGCUGCAACGGAACCAGCAGCCGCCACAUUGAUGACACAUUCCAAGAAGCAGCCGCGUUCCCUUCUGUCCAGCUGCAGCGCCUCCAAGGCGCCCGCGCAGCCACUGGCCGGGCCAGUAGCACGGACAGGCCAGGCCUAAGCGAGUGCUGUCCGGCGUGCGACAUGUGUUAACGGUUACCAAUUAGUUAAUUCCUUAAGUACGAGUAAUUCAACAUAUUUUUUAAUGCAAGCCUGAGUUGCGUUUGGCGUUCGGUUCGAUGAUCUUCAUUUGAUGACUGCUUUUCAUUCUCAUUUCAUUGCAACGCACUUUUGAGGUGUGCUGUCUACUAGCGAGCUAAAAAGAGAACAAAACCAAAAAACAAA
This is a messenger RNA of Drosophila guanche, 2420 nucleotides long. RefSeq lists its product as uncharacterized. Bases 919 to 2196 code for a protein of 425 amino acids. The record is from RefSeq and is a predicted model, not a curated record. NCBI's taxonomy places the organism in Eukaryota, Metazoa, Arthropoda, Insecta, Diptera, Drosophilidae. The transcript is spliced from 7 exons.